Messenger RNA from Solanum dulcamara, 2795 nucleotides. RefSeq lists its product as uncharacterized. The coding region runs from base 916 to 2403 and encodes 495 amino acids. NCBI's taxonomy places the organism in Eukaryota, Viridiplantae, Streptophyta, Magnoliopsida, Solanales, Solanaceae. The record is from RefSeq and is a predicted model, not a curated record. The transcript has 5 exons.
UAGUUUUUUAUUCGUUGUUUGAGUAUGUAAACUUUGAAAUAAAAUGUGUUUUGAAGAAUCUUUGACAAACUUCCACCCAAACGAGGGUUUAAAGUUAUUCAUACCUGUGCUAGUAUAAGGUAGUAGGUAUUCCAAGGAGUAGUCGAGGUGUGCACAUGUCGGUCCGGAUACCACUCUUGUAUAAAAAGAAUGUUUGAAUGUUUGAGUGACGUAGGUACAAUUAUGUAUUCAACACAAGUCAAUCUCACAAAACUUUGUAUUCGAAGUGUGUGUAAAUACCUAGUGCGAGUAUGUUCAACUUUAAGAAAGUUUGUAGUGUAUUUGGAAAUAUCCCUACAGAGUCCCAAUACCCAUGGCAUACCACUGUAGUCAAAGAGGCGCUUUAAGCACGCUUAAGCCCUGAAACGAGGCUCAAAACGUGUUGAGCACUUUGCCUCGCUUUAUGUGCGCUUCAGUGUUGUCACCAAGGUUCUAAGGCAAACUUUUCCUUGCCAUUGAGUCUCUUUUGAAGAAGUGACACUAAACAAUUGAUAUUUCACUUUAUCAUAAUUUUUAUUUAAUUUCUUUUGUCAUAUAUUUGUGAUUCAUGUUUAUAAUUAUUAUUCUUGGACUAAACAUAUAUAUUUGUAUUUUUACUCCCUUUGCACCUAUUUCAGUAAAGCCCACGUUUUAUUUGCGCUUAAAGCCCCAACGGACCUUAAAGCUUUUUUGCGCUUUUCGCCUUUGACAAUAUUGUGGCAUACCCAUCUGAUGCUGCAGCUGGAGUUUUCAGAAGAAUACUUGGUACUUCACCUAGAUGGUGAAAUUUAUGAAGUUUAUUGUAUCUCUAUGUCUAUGAAUGAGGAGAAUUGGGCUGAAAUAGCAUCGAAUUUGUUGUUGUGAGCUGUUCGUUUGUUGGAGCUGAAUUCCAUUAAAAUGGGGAGACCAGGAUUGAGGAAUUGUGAUGCUGUUUAUGAAGCAAGACGUGGAAACAGAAGGAAAGCAGAAUAUUCCGAUGAAGAAAAGAUUAGUGAUAAUCUCGUGCAAAAGAUUUCAAGAUCAGAGGAUGCCGAUGAAGAUUAUGUUGAGUUUUUGAAGCUACUCUACAACUAUGAUAAAAAUUCUCAGUCAUACACAAAUGAACAUGGAAAUGAUGGCAGCUAUGAUGAGGUUGAGGUUGAGGACGAGAAUGAAACUGACCCUCAGUACAAGAUGUUUUUGGCUAAUGCUAAGCCUGAUGGGUGGUCAUAUAUCCUUAACGUUAAUACAAAGGAUGAGUUUCCUGUGUCCAUAAAGUAUGAAAAAGAGAGUGAGUGUAAUAAUGGGUGCAAAUGUUUGUGUUGUAAAAAAGAGAAAGAUAUAGAGACGCAAAAGGAUGCUGUGGAUGAACUAAAGAAUCGGAGAUUUCCAAGGACUGAUCUCGGGUAUGAUAGCAAUAGAUCCAUGGGAGGCGUGAAUGUGAUAUUUGAGCCUUCUGAUACUACUUCUCAGAGAAACAAUGGGAGUAUGCGCCGAAAGCUUAGCACGGGGAAAUCUGGUGCAUCCAAGAGGCAGGGGAAGUGUGAGACUAAGAUAAAGUCACGUGAGGAGAAGAUGAUGAAAAAAUGGAGUAAACCAGUUCAUGUCAUAGGCAAAGAAAAAGCAUCUGAUGUAGGUGACGAUUAUGGGUUACUCCUGGAGAAUCUUCAAUGUGAGAAUCGGGGCAUGAAAGCCUCGUUAAGAAACGGUUGCAAUAUUGAGCCUUCUGAUACUACUUCUCAGAGAAACAAUGGGAGUAUGAGCCGGAAGCUUAGCAUGGGGAAAUCUGGUGCAUCCAAGAGGCAGGGGAAGUGUGAGACUAAGAUAAAAUCACGUGAGGAGAAGAUGAUGAACAAAUGGAGUAAACCAGUUCAUGCCAUAGGCAAAGAAAAAGCAUCUGAUGUAUGUGAUGAUUAUGGGUUACUCCUGGAGAAUCUUCAAUGUGAGAAUCGGGGCAUGAAAGCCUCGUUAAGAAACGGUUGCAAUAUUGAGUAUGAAGCUACUGAAGAUGACCUUGAAAUCCUUUACGACAGUAAUGAUAUGCUCAAGAAGAUAAGUGAGCCAUCUGAGUUCAGGAAGAAAGUCAUGGAUCUUCUGAAGAAGCCUUACAAUCCAAAGGAGUACAAAGAACUAUGGACGUAUGUCAACGAUCAAAAACCAGUGGAAAGGAAUAUGGAAUCGCGUAGAGGGGGAGUGAAGUCUUACAAGACAAAGAAAAUGGGAAAAUCAUAUCUGGAGUACUAUACAGACCUUAAGGAAAGACUUAAAGAAGUUGAUAAGGACGAGAAGAAGAAGUUGAAGAUCAUGUGUGGCUUUUCAUUUUGGUUACAGAAUCUCACCAAUGAAGGAGCCUUCAAACCUUGGAACGACAGUGAGUUUCUUGCCCGGGUGUCUGAAUCUAGUUAAGAAGUGAUGCACUUCCAGUCCAACUUAUUCCGAUCAAUCACUCAAAGAAAGCCACUGGAACAUGUCUAUGAUGUAUGUCACAGUGAAGACAAAAAUCAUGGACUCCAUUUUAUACAAAGUCAGUAUAUCUUACAGGAAAACAAACCUAGACGCGGAUCAUCUUGUGAAUUUUCUGCAUAGCCGCGGAACUUUUUAUUUCUUAUUUUUGUGAUCUUCCAAGUUCUCCCUCCUGUCCUUAUUUUUUGAAGGCCCUGGGAAUUUUGUACAUCUCAAAACAAGAUGUAAAUGGAGUGAAAAUUGGCAUAUUAGUCUUUUUUUUGGACUAAUAUUUCCUUUGUAAGGUGGCAAGGAGGAUAUCAGAGUUUUGGAAAUGGAGUCGCCUUUAGUAGGAA